Molecule: messenger RNA, 669 nt
Organism: [Torrubiella] hemipterigena
Lineage: Eukaryota; Fungi; Ascomycota; Sordariomycetes; Hypocreales; Clavicipitaceae
Source: the annotation of a GenBank genome assembly
AUGCAGUGUGAUAGGAACUUAACGCAAACGUUGAUCGAGCUCAACGGGUUCUCAGCAAACGCAUCACAACGACUCGAUGAGGCAUACUAUGCUGUCCUAGAAAAGAUGACAACAUUACAAGGGACGAUUACAAUGCUCAAGGAUCUAGCAGGAACAUCUCAUGAGAUUUGCAACCACUUUGAUAAAGAGUCUCGGAGCCUCGAAAACGACGUGGUCACGCAACUGGGCUCCCUAGGCCACUUUCAAGGGCGACAGAACCAAAUAUCAGCGCUGCAGGAGAGGGUUGAUUCGGGUCGCAAAAACAUGGUAACUUUGGAAGCAAGACUUCAGAAAGUUCAAAAGCGAAUCGAAAAAUGGGAGCAGGCGGACAGACAGUGGCAAGAGAAAACGAGAAAGCGACUCAAGAUUAUCUGGAGCGCUAUGUCUGCCGUCAUCAUCGUGCUCUUGAUCCUAGUUUGGGGCAUACAUCACGCCACCGACAGCUCCAAUAUAAAUCCUGGCUCAGACAACACCGAAAGCACGGAUAAUCUCAUCUCCAUCUUGGAGCCUUUGAACAAAUCAAACUAUGCACAAGCGCCUGGCAAGCCCGACAGUGCUGCUGAAACAAAACUACGAUGGCAGACCACACAACCCAACGAUGAUGGACUCCGCGCAUUGGACGAAUUAUAA